AUGAGGGAUCCAUCUGAGGCGGAUAUCGCACCCGAGUUGGGAGAAAAUGCGCAAUCAACUCAGACGACGUCACCGACGACGUUCACAUUGCUGCAAUACCUAAACUCAACACCGCUACAAAAUGUGGUUGCAGCGCCAACGGGUAUGCACGAGGAUAGAGAAAUUGAGCGCAUUAUAUCCAAUCGUAAUUUCCUCAUUCGGUGCAUCAUCUAUUCACACCUUUUCGCCGCCUUGCUAGUCUCAGGGUUGAUUGCCUGGACAAUUGUAGGUUAUGAAAUAAGGCUAUACGAGUGGCAGCCACGUCCGUCAGAAUGCUUGUUGUUUUUCUGGUUGGUACGUGUACUGCUCAAGAUUUGCAUGAAUGUAUGGUCGAUACACUACCACUCGCGAACCAUGUCAGAUCCGCCUACAUUGGGUCACUUAGUGAAGGCUUACGAUGUUGCGAGUUGUAUAUGGCUGAUUUUCGCACUUUACUAUACAGUGCUGAAUCCACGUGAGAGCAUGAGCGCAUUUUCUACUAAGAUGUGCUUUUUCCUCAUUUGGAUUACUAUUGCCUGUUACAUCAGUCCUAUGCUUACGUACACAUUGUUAUGCUUGAUCUUAUACCCUGUGAUUUUUUACAUUAUUCGCCUGCGAAACCAUGGCAGCCUUUCCCCGGGACUGGGGAAAAAAGUGCUGAAGAUGAUUGAUGUGGACCGUUUCGACGCUGUCGUCGCUCGACUACGAAAAGGCGAAGCGAAACUCUCUAAGAGCAACGGGACAGAGACCAAAGAUCGCAGUGCGGUUAACGGGUCGAUUUCUGUUGUUACUGUGAGGGACGGUGACGGCGAGGCUCCGGAAAGCGCUAACGUCACUCCUAGGGAGUCUCAACCCAACACCACGAGUGAUAUCGACCGCUUGUGUGCUAUUUGCAUUAUGGAGAUCGAAGAUAGCGACAAGGUCUACAUCAUGCCCUGCGACAUACGCCACUUUUUCCACAGGGACUGCUUGAAGAAGUGGUUCAAACGCAGUAGAAUUUGCCCUAUAUGCCGGCUGAACAUAGCUGACCUCCUGAAAGAGGCGAAGGCGACUGCUGCCGCGUAA
This is a messenger RNA of Babesia sp. Xinjiang, 1083 nucleotides long. RefSeq lists its product as uncharacterized. The coding region runs from base 1 to 1083 and encodes 360 amino acids. The record is from RefSeq and is a predicted model, not a curated record. Gene Ontology annotation, molecular function: zinc ion binding. NCBI's taxonomy places the organism in Eukaryota, Apicomplexa, Aconoidasida, Piroplasmida, Babesiidae. The transcript is spliced from 3 exons.